UUCGGCCCUGUCUUUCUUACAAAAUUAUAAUAUUCAAGUGUUACGCGCAUGAAUUUUGAGGUUGUACGCAUGUUUUACGUUUAUUACAUUUGAAACUCAAUAAAUAAAUUAAAAUGGGGAAGAAACCUAAGGACAUAUCGGAAUGCAAGCAUCCCAACAGCAGGAAGACCAUAGCUUUUGUAAAACAAAUGAAAAAGGAAUCCAACCGUGAGAAGGCUAAACUAGGUACAGCAAUCAAACAGAAUUUAAUAGCUGAAAGAAUAUCCUGGUUCAGAGAACAACUUAUUGCACUACGACAGGCUGAGAAUAUCACAACAUGUGCUCCAGAACACAUUUCAGCCAUGAUAGAACUAUAUUUAACCAGAUUUGAUGAAGAAUUGGAACAGAUUAAACUUAAAAGAUCAAUUGGCAUGAGAAAGAACAACAGACAACAUGCAGGCAGGGAAGAUGUCAUCAAAAUGACACUUCAAAGAGAAACACAAGAAUACAAUACUUGUGGACUUGAAAUUCCUGACUUUACAAAUGCACUCAAUGUAGAUACAGUAUGCAAAUGGGAGGGAGAGCUUAGAUUUCUGCAGAAUAUUAAAUUAAAAAGGUUUAGCAAACAGGCAUUGAAUACUGGUACAAAAAAAUGAAUAAAAUUUAUUCUUACACCUAAAAA
This is a messenger RNA of Dalotia coriaria, 661 nucleotides long. RefSeq names its product translation machinery-associated protein 16 homolog. The transcript has 3 exons. The record is from RefSeq and is a predicted model, not a curated record. The coding region runs from base 114 to 635 and encodes 173 amino acids. NCBI's taxonomy places the organism in Eukaryota, Metazoa, Arthropoda, Insecta, Coleoptera, Staphylinidae. Gene Ontology annotation, cellular component: nucleus.